GUCGUACAAAGCAGUUCCAAUUUUGUCAUGUGAGGACAAUUAAAAGACAGCAUAUUGACAUGUUUAGGACACAUCGGUCCAUCUUCAUGUCCAGUUAGCUGACUUGCAAGACUUCAAAGAUUCCCACUGAUCUCUCAUUGGUCAAUGGACCGUUAAUCUUUAUGAUGUCAUCCCUCUUUGUAGUUUUCUUUUAUGUCGUCCCGCCCUGUGGGUACUUAAGUUGAAUCGGCAAACGAAGAAUGCAAAGUCAUUUGGUGGGUGAUGGAGCGAGAGCUGGCAGUCGUGUGCGUGCUCAUGGAUAUGCUGGUGACUAAGUUGACCAAGCAGAAGACGGACCUCUUCAUUGAGAAGCUCCACGGGGCCCUCGAGGAGAAGUUCCAGGGCCACUGGUACCCAGACAACCCCAGCAAAGGACAAGCAUACAGGUGCAUUCGAGUCAACAUGUCCAAAUGUCAGGAUCCAGAACUUCUUCGAGCCUGCAGGGAGAGUGGUGUGAACUUCAGUGACCUCGGUUUGCCUCCUGCGCUCACGUUAUGGGUGGACCCUGGCGAAGUCUCCUGCAGGAUUGGAGAAGACAGCGCUUGUUUAACAGUGGCCAGGUUCGUCAACCCCAGCAACAAGAGCAAAGCAGAAGAAGGUCGUGCACAAGUGACCCAGACUGACGAGAGCGUGUGCUCAUGCAGCAACUGGGAGUCUUCAUUGGGAGAUGAGAACAUGGACACAUCUUUGAGCUGUCGUCUUCCGGUAUCAUGUGGUACAUCGUCUGCGUUUAUCUUUCUUCUUUUUGUCUUCUUUUCCUUUCAUAUUUUCUUUGCAAUGCAGAACAUAAAAAGCGGCCAUUAGAAGAUAAAAGUCAUCUGAACCUUUUUAGCUUUCAUUGACAGAAAAUCAGUGUGUGAUAAGAUGCACAGGAGAAGAUGGCUUACAGCAAUCACAGGGCUAUUUUAUUCUUUUCAAUAUAUAUAUAUGUAUAUAUAUAUAUAUAUAUAUAUAUAUAUAUAUAUAUAU
This is a messenger RNA of Entelurus aequoreus (snake pipefish), 1008 nucleotides long. RefSeq names its product B-cell translocation gene 3 (gene btg3). The transcript has 3 exons. Bases 262 to 843 code for a protein of 193 amino acids. Gene Ontology annotation, biological process: negative regulation of mitotic cell cycle; negative regulation of cell population proliferation. The record is from RefSeq and is a predicted model, not a curated record. Lineage: Eukaryota; Metazoa; Chordata; Actinopteri; Syngnathiformes; Syngnathidae. Gene Ontology annotation, cellular component: cytoplasm; nucleus.